AUGAGUGAUCCCAUUCUUAUACCAAAAGAUUCCCCCAAUGAUAUCAAUUUCCAACUUGAUCAUUUACAACCAGAACAAAAAACAAGAAUGGAACAUUUGCUAAAUAGUCAUAAUGAUAUGUUUGCCACAAAUUCAGGAGAGUUAGGCCUUACAUCAGUAUCAGAGUAUAAGGUUCAAACUCAAGAUGCAGUGCCCUCGACGUUUGCCAAAUGCACUUCGACCUGUUGUAGAAGAACAAGUUAGUGAAAUGUUAGAGAACCAAGUGAUAAAGCCAAGUAAUUCACCCUGGGCCAGCCCCAUAGUCUUGGUGCGAAAGAAGGAUGGUGAUUGGCGCUUUUGCAUUGAUUUUCGAAAAUUAAAUGAAGUAACCGUAAAGGAUGCAUUCACUUUACCCCAAGUUGCUGAUUUGGUUGACUCGUUAUCAGGACAUAGAUAAUUCUCAACGCUAGAUCUGGCGUCUGGUUAUUGGCAGGUUCCAAUGGAAGAGUCCAGUCAAGAGAAAACAGCCUUUGUUAUCCCCGGAGGACGACAUUUUGAGUUUCUACAGAUGCCAUUUGGGUUGACAAAUGCGGUUCCUACGUUUCAAAGGCUUAUGUCAGUCGUUCUGGAAGGUCUCUUGCCUCUUAGGUGUCUUGUAUACCUAGAUAAUGUACUACCGGUCAUUGGUCGGUCUUUUGAGCAGCAUUUAGAGAAUCUGGAAGCAGUUCUAGAAGCAAUCAGCAAAGCAGGACUGAAACUGAAACCUUCAAAAUGUCAUUUUGCACAAUAAAGUGUAGACUUCCUUGGUUUUACUAUUUCAGAUUCAGGUUUGGUUCCAGAUUCCAAGAAAGUGGAAGCUAUCAGCAGAUAUCCAACUCCGAAAGACCUGACAGAGUUAAGGCGCUUCCUUGGUAUGGCUUCGUACUACCGCAGGUUUAUCUCUGGGUUUAGUGACAUUGCUAGUCCACUAAUCGUCUCACUCAGAAAGACAUGCCAUUUGUAUGGGAUGAGAACUGUGAAAAUGCAUUCCAAACUAUCAAAGAGCAACUUAUGUCGAGUCCUGUUCUGGCAUUAGACUGAUUUAGAUCGAGGACGCGGACGUCAAAGACGACGUGAAAAUGGCGUCAAAAUGGCGUGGCAUAUCCAUACAUGGGCACAACACGCCAUUUUCACGUCGUCUUUGACGUCCGUGUCUUCGAUCUAAAUCUGUCUAUUCCCAGAACCAAACGGUGAUCAUAUUCUAUACACCGAUGCAAGUGAUGUAGGAGCUGUUUUGGUACAAUAGGAUGGAGAGGGGGAUGAGAAAGUUAUAUCUUAUGCAUCAAAAGCGUUCUCAGGUUCAGAGAAGAACUGGACUACCACAGAGAAAGAAGCAUACGCUGUUGUUUGGGCUCUCCAAUAUUUCCAUCCUUAUGUGUACGGACGAAAGGUGGUCAUAUAUACAGAUCACAAGGCUCUAAAGUGGUUGAAAAACGUUAAACAUCCGAAUGGUAAACUGGCACGCUGGAUUUUGAAACUGGAAGAGUACGAGUGUACGACUACACUAUAGAACAUAAGCCUGGUAAUAUGAUGCAACAUGCUGAUGCACUUUCCCGUGCCCCGGUUAACAGCAUUCGGAUUUCCACAUUGUCGUGGACGGAACUUGAAGAAACUCAAAACCUGGAUGAUGAUAUUCUGUUGGUAAGGAGAUGGGUAUUGAAAGGUUUAAGACCAGAUGCUAAACCAAAAGAUACCAGCCCGAUGUUGAAAGCGUUGAACAAUGUCUUUGAAUCUUUAGUCGUUAAAAAGAAUGUUCUUUGUCGAAAAUGGAUCGAUGAAGAUGGUAAAGAAACGUUACAGAUCGUUGUACCUAAGUUGGCUUCACCUGCAAUUUUGAAAGAUGCCCAUCAGCAAGUUGGUCACCUUGGAAUAGCAAAAACAUUCGAAAUGAUUCAGAGAGGGUUUUAUUGGCCUGGAUUUUACAAAGAUGUAGAAACAUUUUGUAAAAGCUGUGAAAUUUGUGCGAGAAACAAAGUUGUACCAAGACCUCGAAGUCCUAUGAAACCAAUUGACAUUGUUCCAGUGCCAUUUUACAUGAUAGGAGUAGAUCUUAUUGGUCCUUUGAAGUUAACACGUCAGGGAAACAAGUAUAUCCUUUCCAUUAUUGACUAUUAUACGAAGUAUGCAGAAGCAAUAGCUCUUCCUAAUCAAGAGGCGGAGACAGUAGUUCGAGCUUUGGAACAAGUGUUUGCCAGGCAUGGAAUGCCUUCAGUUUUGCUCACGGACCAGGGCCGUAAUUUUGAAUCUCAUCUAGUAGCAAGUAUGUGUCAGUUGUUUGGGAUAGAAAAGAGGAGAACUACCGCUUAUCACCCACAGACAUAUGGACUAUGCGAGCGUUUCAAUAAAGACUCUCCUUCGAAUGAGAGUUAUUGACAAUGAUAAGGACGUUUGGGAUGAGCAACUACCUCAUGCUUUACUAGCGUAUCGAGUUAGCAAGCAGUCUUCUACCGGAGCAACACCAUUUGAAAUGUUGUAUGGAAGAGAUCCCAGAUUGCCUGUAGGAGUAGAACCUGAAGAACUAGAAACCAAACCGACUCAUGGACCCGCCAAGUACCUAGAAGAUUUAAAGAAGCGACAGAAUUAUUAUUAUUAUUAUUAUUAUUAUUAUUUAUAUUUAUUACACAUAUUAUUUAUAUUUAUUUAUUAAUAUUUAUUAUACACGAUGUCGCGACAGCAGCGAUCGAAAUUAAAAUGGACAGAGCAAAUGAAUACAGAUCUGCUGGAAUGUGAGAAGAAAGCGAUGGAAUUCCUUAAAUCGGAAAACCCGCCAUGCCAUGUGAACGGCAGAAAGAAAGGCUAUAUACAAGUUAUGAAAGAUCUGUGGGACAAGAAAGGAUACGAACAUCUUGGAUUGAAGAGCCAAAACCUGCGAGAUCAAGCCGCUAGGCUUGAGAAAAUUAACGCUGCAGCUGAGACUCGUGCUAUCGGUAAGGUAAGCGGCGGAGCGGUUAUCGAUGACGAUGAAAUUAGACAUUAGAUGAAAACCAGAGAAGGCAUAACACGAUUUCACAACAUGAAUUUAACAAUUUUGAAAAUCAAAACACUAUCACAGGGAGCAGAGGAGUCGAGUUUAUCUAGUAAAACAAUACAAACGCCGUCUUACUUUGUUAAUUGUAAUAUCUUUCAUUGUAGAAUCCCCAUGUGUGCAUUAAAAAUGCAUAUUUUACAAUUUAUAGUCUGUUGAAAUUGUCGUGAAACCAUAUAAAGUUUAUAAACAUUGUAUGCCUUGUAUGAUUUUUUAUUCGUACUUCAUGUAACAUGAACACCAAAUGAAUAUACUCUGCUGUUCUAGAUUAUCAUGGGCUCACAUUUCGCUAUACUUAGUAAACAAUAAGAAACGAAGAAAGGGAGGAAACAGUCAUUGGGGUGAUAUUUUAGGAUGGCUAUAACUUGCUUAGUAUUUCAUAAAAAAACAUAAUUUUUUGCAUGCAAGCUGGAAAUGAUCUAUUCUUACUACGCUAGGAAAUAAAUUUCAAUAAACGGUCGUUUAACCUACAUAUUUGACGACCGAUAUUCAUCGAUUAUUUUCGUACGAUGUGCACCGCAACACCCUAUGACGGAAAUGACGUAUUGUUUCGUGUUUAUGCAUGAUUGUUCAAAUUUUUCGAAUACUAAUUACAACUGUCAAAUGAAGUUCUGCUUCGUCAUUGGUCAAUGGCCGGUUUUAUUCACUUCCGUCAUAGGGUGUUGCGGUGCACAUGCGACGAAAGAUCUGCAAUGUUUCCUCCCUUUCUUAGUUUCUUACUCGUUGAUAUCUCGGACAGUGUUCGUUAGCUUUUCGGGAAAUACAAGUUUACGGUAAUUCAAGACAGCGGAGUAUAUUAAUUGUUGAAAUUCAUAUUUUGGUUUUAUAUUCGAUAACUUUGGUGAAUAAAUAUGUAUUUUUAAUGCACACAAUGGGAUUCUACAAUGAAAUAUACUAGAAUUAACAAGGUAAGAUGGUGUUUGUCUUGUUUUACUAGAUAAACUCGACUCCUCUGCUCCCUGUGACACCAUUAGUCAAAAUGCAAAUUUGGAGGUAAACAGCAAUCUGGAUUUGCAUACAGACAAUGAUAUUGUCCAAAACAGUCACGAACGGCAAGAAACCGAAGCUGCAGAGUGCUUUGAAGUGACUAAUGACUGUCCUGGUGAACCACACGCCGGCAUACAUGAAGCAGGACGUCUACCCGACUAUGUUGCUGUUGAUAUACCAUCGAUUACCAUCUGGGGACGCAGAGCGGACGGCUCAAUAAUUACGGUCAACUUGUCAACCAUAAUUAAUGCAUACGAUGAAAUUACGCGAUGGCGUAAAAAUACUUUUCUCGUCCCGUAUGGCAAAGUUGGGCGAGACUUUAUCGACCAGCUAACACAACAUAUAAACGAUUGGAACAACGCAUCGCAAACACAACACAUAGCGCUGAAAGCUGCAAUUGUUCUCUUGGCAACGGCACUGCAAAAGCCAAGCGUAAAAUCGAAGGCAAAAGAUCACAAAGAGUGCUUGGAAAAACGACUAGCGCUAUGGAAAGAAGAAGAAGUCGAGAGCUUACUUCGUGAAGGCCGGUCCAUUCAAAAGCGUCUAGCAAAGGCUAAAAGGACGGAGCCUCCAAAUAAAGCGAAGAUAUUCGCCAAGUUGGUCAUGGAAGGUCAGAUCAAUUCUGCUUUGAGAUAUCUCAGUGAGGCUGAUUUUGAUGGAGUGCUGCCUUUGACUGACGACGUGAUGAGACAGCUUCAGGAGAAACACCCUGAGGCACAAGAGGCCAAACUUGGCUCGUUACUCUCCGGGCCAUUUGAGGAAGUGCACGAUUCGUUAUAUCAGCAGAUCGAUAGCGAGACAGCAUUGCGAACCAAGGGCUCCGGCGGCCCUUCAGGAGUGGAUGCAAAUGGAUUCAAGCGUAUUUUCUCAUGUAAAUCGUUUAAGAAAUCAGGCGUAAACUUGUGUGAGGCAGUAGCAACAAUGACCCGGCGGCUAUGUACGGAAUACAUUGACCCGAGAACUAUCGAGCCUAUAUUAGCCAACAGGCUUAUACCUCUUGACAAAGGCGAGGGCGCGGUUCGUCCAAUUGGCGUCGGGGAAGUUAUCAGGAGGAUUGUUGGGAAAUGUGUUAUGAAAGUGAUUAAGCCCGACGUGAUUGAUGCCAGUGGAUCGCUACAGGUGUGCGCAGGUCUUAAGAGCGGAAGUGAGGCAGCCGUUCAUGCGAUGCACUCCAUAUUUGAAGCAGACGAGACAGAUGCCGUACUUCUGAUUGAUGCCUCAAACGCAUUCAACGCACUCAAUCGAGCGGCUGCACUCCACAACAUAACAGUUCUGUGUCCAUCUAUGUCAACCUACGCAAUUAACACCUAUCGCGAACCACCUAGACUAUUUAUAUCUGGUGGAGGAGAGCUCAAGUCCACCGAGGGCACCACAGAAGGGGAUCCCCUGGCCAUGGGGAUGUAUGCCAUCAGUCUUCAACCCCUGAUCACCGGAUUGAAUGUGUCAAGCAACGUUAAGCAAUGUUGGUUUGCUGACGACGCGAGUGGCGCGGGAUUUCUGGAAGAUAUCAAGAGAUGGUGGGAACACCUGAAUGAAGCUGGCCCUAAUUUGGGAUACUUUCCAAAUGCUAAGAAAUGCUGGCUGAUCAUAAAGCCUGGAAAAGAAGAAAGUGCUCAUGCUAUUUUUGAUGGGACAGCGAUCAAUAUCUCUGCGCAGGGGCAAAAGCAUUUGGGCGCAGCCUUGGGUUCUAUGGCUUUCCUGGAAGAAUACGUGAACGGCAAGGUAGAGGACUGGGUUAGCCAAAUCGUCAAGCUAGCUGAAUUCGCAGCGUCACACCCACAAGCCUGCUAUGCCGCCUUCACCUUUGGCCUCCGCCAUCGAUGGACGUAUUUUCUUAGAACACUUCCAGAUAUAGAAGAUUUACUGGAGCCCUUGGAGCGUGCUAUUGAUGAUGUCCUGAUACCAUCAAUUACGGAUCAUCACUGUACAAAGAGUGAAAGGAAUCUCCUGGCACUCCCAGUACGAAUGGGCGGUCUUGGCCUUAUAAAUCCUAGACAGGAUGCAGCACUGCAGUACGAAACGUCAAUAAAGACCACAGCGCCACUGGUAGAGAAAAUUAUCGCACAAGCCUACGAAAUUCCAGAUGACUCUGUUAUUCACACACUGCAGCAGAAUGCGCGAAAUGAAAAGAACGAAGUACUUCAGGCUAAACGGGAUGGUAUUAAGUACUCUCUACCCCCGAAAACACGGCGUGCUAUGGCACUAGCAACUGAAAAAGGCGCAUCCAACUGGCUAACAGUUAUCCCCAUUAAGGAAAUGGAUUACAAUCUGAACAAGGGUGAGUUUCGAGACGCAGUAAAGCUGAGAUAUGAGUGGAAAAUUGCUGAUAAGCCAUCAGUAUGCGUGUGUGGCAAUACUUUCAAUAUUGAUCACGCAAUGAUCUGCAAGCGAAGUGGGUUCAUCAUACAGCGCCACACCGAGCUGCGAGAUCUUAAGGCUGAUAUGCUUAACAUCGUCUGCAAUGAUGUCGAGGUUGAACCCGUUCUUCAAGAGUUAACUGGCGAGGUUUUACCAAGUGGAGCAAAUACAGCAUCCGACGCUCGCCUAGAUAUCCACGCUCGAGGGUUUUGGGAGAAACAAAGGUCCGCGUUCUUUGACAUUAGGGUUUGUCACCCCAACGCGGAAUCCUACAAAGACCUGAGCCCUCAACAGAUAUACAGGCAACAUGAAAACGAGAAGAAGAGGAUGUAUGCCCAAAGAGUGAUGGAGAUAGAACACGGAACUUUUACACCAUUAGUAUUUACAACGACUGGAGGCAUGAGUGAAGAGUGCAAGAGGUAUCAUAGCAGAUUGGCCGAGCUCAUAGCAGCGAAGAAAGGCGAAGACUACUCUACGACCAUGUCCUGGAUACGAGCCAAG
Paramuricea clavata is the source of this 6889-nucleotide messenger RNA. The record is from the annotation of a GenBank genome assembly. Lineage: Eukaryota; Metazoa; Cnidaria; Anthozoa; Malacalcyonacea; Plexauridae.